This is a messenger RNA of Hordeum vulgare subsp. vulgare (domesticated barley), 195 nucleotides long. Its product is annotated as protein transport protein Sec61 subunit gamma-like. Lineage: Eukaryota; Viridiplantae; Streptophyta; Magnoliopsida; Poales; Poaceae. Gene Ontology annotation, molecular function: transmembrane protein transporter activity. Bases 1 to 195 code for a protein of 64 amino acids. Gene Ontology annotation, biological process: post-translational protein targeting to membrane, translocation. The transcript has 2 exons. Gene Ontology annotation, cellular component: Ssh1 translocon complex. The record is from RefSeq and is a predicted model, not a curated record.
AUGGACGCCGUCGACUCCGUAGUGGAACCCCUCCGCGAGUUUGCCAAGGACAUCGUCCGCCUCGUCAAGCGCUGCCACAAGCCCGACCGCAAGGAGUUCACCAGGGUGGUCGCGCGGACGACGGUCGGGUUCGUCGGCUUCUUCGUCAACCUCAUCUUCAUCCCCAUCAACAACAUCAUCGUCGGCUCGGGCUAG